AUGUCCAGUUUGUUACUUAUUUUUAAUCUGUUUCUACUUAUUCUUCCGCAAUAUGCAUAUUCUCAUUCAAUCGUUGAGCUUCUUCCUGGAUUCGAGGGUCGUCUUCCUUUCAAACUGGAAACCGGGUAUAUUGGAGUUGGAGAGUCACAGGAUGUGCAGCUUUUCUACUACUUUGUCGAAUCAGAAACGAACCCAGAAAAUGAUCCUCUUAUGAUUUGGCUUACUGGAGGUCCUGGCUGUUCAUCCUUGAGUGGUUUUGCCUAUGAAAUAGGCUGCAGCCAGUCAUUCAUCGCAAUAACUAUUGAAUCCUGA
Molecule: messenger RNA, 312 nt
Organism: Fraxinus pennsylvanica
Lineage: Eukaryota; Viridiplantae; Streptophyta; Magnoliopsida; Lamiales; Oleaceae
Source: the annotation of a GenBank genome assembly